AUGCGGUACGUGUGUAUCCACGGUGGUAUCAAAAGGGGGGAAUCGCUUUCUUCUCGAACCCUAAAGUUUGAUUGUCCUGCAUAUUUUGAAGUACGUUACCAGCCCGAAAAGGGUUUGAUUGUAAAGAAGCACUACAUGUGGCAUAAUCACGAGACCGAUCCUCUGCUCGCAAGACAUUAUGCUAUCAACCGGAAACUCAAUCCUGAAGAGAAGGGAUUUCUCAAAAUUCUGUUAAGACAUGAUCGUCUGUCCAACCAGGAAGUUGUCGAUGAAUUUCACACGAAAUUUGACAAGGUUCUAACCUCAAGAGACGUAGCUAGAUACAAGUACAUUAUGAAGAAGAAUGGAGAUUUAUCCUGCACAGCAGCCAUAUCCGAAGUUAAAUGUGAAACAGUGCAUGAUAACCAGAGCAUCCCUCUUUCAGAGAAGCAGGAGACCUGGCGCGUCUUGACGGAAAAUGUUCGACUCAUGUUAGAAGACUUCAAUGAUGAACAGUUCAGAGGUCUUCUAAGUCAAGUUGAAGGUUUCUGUAGAGCUGUAAAGGCCGGUAAAUACGGCGAAGUCCAGCAAAGUGAGUUUGCAAUUUGCGUCGAAGAAAAUAAUUAUUAG
Dibothriocephalus latus is the source of this 609-nucleotide messenger RNA. The record is from the annotation of a GenBank genome assembly. NCBI's taxonomy places the organism in Eukaryota, Metazoa, Platyhelminthes, Cestoda, Diphyllobothriidea, Diphyllobothriidae.